Cotesia congregata is the source of this 1104-nucleotide messenger RNA. Lineage: Eukaryota; Metazoa; Arthropoda; Insecta; Hymenoptera; Braconidae. The record is from the annotation of a GenBank genome assembly.
AUGCCUAAAAGGAAGUGCCGCUUCAACAACGAUUACACACGACAGUGGUCAUUCGUCAAGAAGGGUCGCAAUGAUUACGAGGCAUACUGCUGUAUUUGUAGCCGCUAUAUCGCCGUAAGCCACUCCGGGAAGUCGAGCAUACGUGACCACGUAAAGACACGCAGGCAUCAGUCUUUUACGGUAUCUGAAGACAAUCCAAAGCACGUAGCGAUAAAUACACCCAAAGAAAAGUUUCUAAUUGACAACGAAAACGACUUGAUAAGCGCAGCAGAGUUGACCACUGCUUACAAGAUAGUGCGUCAUCACCAGUCAUUCAAAUCGCUUGACUGCAACACCAAGCUGAGUGUUUUGAUGUACCCGGAUUCGAACAUAGCAGCCAGACAGUCAGCAGCACGGACCAAGGCCACGGCUAUCAUCAAAAGAAUCUUGGCACCGCAUUCUAUUCAACAAAUUCAGCAUGAUCUGGACCACGACGUUCAAUUUUGUGGCAUUAUGACUGACUCAAGCUGCUACAAAUCCGACGUUCAACCAGCUCCAGAUGUUGUUUUCUUGAAAAAUUUCUUUGAAAACCCAUUGGCUGAAUUGUACAUCGUUUUUUUGUCGACUCAGCUGAUGAUGAUGCAACGGCAAAUUAGGAGGAUUGAACAGAGUAAGAUGACGAUUGUCGAAGUUAAGAGGCAAUUAGGUGAGGUUAGAUUGCGAUUAACGGAACGCAAAAAAAAUAAAGUCUAUGGAAAACGGACGAAGCAAGUUUAUAGAAAGCUGAGAAGAUUAGCAGGUUUUGAAGAAGAGAUAAAGGUUUUUGAUAACGAAGUUGAGAGUUUUUUUGAGACUGCCGUCAACUAUCUGGAUGAUUGGCUUAGACCGCUGGAAAAGUACGAAAUUUUUAUGUGGAUGGACCUGGACAAGGCACCAAAUGUUGAAGAAGUGGCGAGGACUGUGGGUUACUUGUCAGAACGUGGGGUUGAGGUUAGUGAUGAGUACGAAAGUGAGGUAGCAUGUUUGAGGGGAUUCGUCGAGAAAAUGGCCGGUGUGGCGCAUUGGACGUCCUCAAAACGUCUUGGAGACCUCAUUUUGAUCAAAAUUCUGACGUCUAAAUCUUAA